This is a messenger RNA of Ilex paraguariensis (yerba mate), 747 nucleotides long. NCBI's taxonomy places the organism in Eukaryota, Viridiplantae, Streptophyta, Magnoliopsida, Aquifoliales, Aquifoliaceae. The record is from the annotation of a GenBank genome assembly.
AUGAACUCCACAAACGACAUAAUGAUGGAGAUAGAGGGAAACAAACCAGCAGGAAAUGGGUUAGUAGUGGGAGGUUUGAGUCCUCUCAGUGAGACCCUUUGGAGAGAGAAGACGAACACUGAGUUCGUAGGAGAUGUGUCCGCAAGACUCACUUGGAAGGAUCUGACUGUAAUGGUGAGUAUGAGCAAUGGAGAGACCCAAAAUGUUCUGGAGGGACUUACUGGUUAUGCUGAGCCUGGAAGUUUCACUGCCCUCAUGGGCCCUUCUGGUUCUGGCAAAUCUACACUGCUUGAUGCCCUCUCUAGUCGCCUUGCUGCUAAUGCUUUUCUCUCCGGCACAAUUCUCCUCAAUGGCCGGAAAACUAAGCUCUCUUUUGGGACUGCAGCAUAUGUAACACAAGACGACAACUUGAUUGGUACUCUGACAGUUCGGGAAACUAUUUCAUAUUCAGCUCGGCUGCGUCUCCCUGAUAGGAUGCCUUGGUCGGAGAAGCGGGCAUUGGUUGAGAGCACCAUCAUAGAAAUGGGUCUUCAGGAUUGUGCUGAUACAGUUAUUGGGAAUUGGCACUUGCGUGGAAUCAGUGGAGGAGAAAGGAGAAGGGUCAGCAUUGCCCUUGAAAUUCUGAUGAGGCCCAGAUUGCUUUUCCUUGAUGAGCCAACAAGCGGACUUGACAGGUUAAGCAUUCAGAUCCUCCUCCUACCUUCUUUAAUACUAGUGCAACCUAUUAUAAACAUUGCAGAUAUAUAG